Messenger RNA from Tribolium madens (black flour beetle), 6692 nucleotides. It is a transcript of the gene hob, whose product is annotated as protein KIAA0100. The transcript has 14 exons. NCBI's taxonomy places the organism in Eukaryota, Metazoa, Arthropoda, Insecta, Coleoptera, Tenebrionidae. The record is from RefSeq and is a predicted model, not a curated record. The coding region runs from base 83 to 6604 and encodes 2173 amino acids.
UGCUUUUCAAAAUUGACAGAUGACGUAAAUAUCUAGCUGUCAUGGGGGUGGUGUAAAGAAAAUUUUGUUUUUCUCGGGGAAAAUGGGAGAAUUCUUGGUAUUUAUUGUGGUGUUUUUUCUCAUAAUUUUCGUCAUUUUAUGGGGUUUUAGAAACAUCAUAUCAUGGCUGUUUCGCCGAAAAUACAACGUUUUUCUCAAAAUCGGAAGUAUUAAAUUGCCGUAUUUGAAACUAUGUGAUAUUCAAAUAUCAAAAGACGGGUUCAACAUUCACAUUGAUGAAAUCGGGAUCAAGAGUAGUUUCUUAAAUUCAGAACUCACAAAACUGGUUACUUUGGUGGUAAAAGAUGUGCGAGUCAAUAAGGAUAUUGGCCAAAACUCCGACUUUAUGUCGGUUGAAGAAAACAGUAAAAAUUCGCUUGAUUUCAGAGAUAAGAAAAUACCACAUUUUAUCAAUACUUUUGCACAAUUUAUGGCUGUGCACGUUUACAAUAUAUCAGCAAUGUUACUAAGGUCUGAAACUCCAGGUUGUCUCACUCAUGCAACUGCCUCAGAAUUGAGACUAGACGGUAGUAUUUUAAAAAAUGCGAGACUCUUAUUAGUAAGUUUAAACCUAAUUGAUGCCUCUGCUAAAGUCUUAAGACAUCAAGAAAAUCAAUCAAAGGAGACUUGUCUUGCAGAAUUUAGAUUUGGUGUUUCAAUGGACCUCAUUUUAAUCGCUCAAGGCCCCUUAUCAGUCGAGAAACUUAACUUUAAAAUGUCUCAAACAAGUUCAAUUAUCAACGAUAGUUUUUACAGUCUGGCUCAUAGUAACAAAACUAGAAAACACAACCAAAUUGAGGACGAUUUUUUGCACAGAAUUCUACCAUUAAUCCCAAAGGUGUGCUACAUACAAAUCGAUGAUACUUCUCUAAAAGGAGUCAAAGAAAAUAGCCAAAUUGAGUAUAACUCAUCUUUGAAAAAACUCUCCUUGACUUACAAGUCCUCAAAAUCGGACACUUCAAAUCUCGUCUCUUUUAAUUUCGCCAUGUCCGACCUCCAAUUGCAAAACAGUCGAGAAAAACUCCUCUCGUUAAAGUCGCUCACAAUUGAUGCUAAAUUACGAAACGAUAUUGUCAAUAUUUACUUCCAAAUGAGCAGUUUUUUGCUCACGUACAACCACGACGUGAUUCAUCGUUGGGUCUAUACGAAUUUUCUCAAGAACCGACAAUUCAGUUCAGAAAAAAUCACCGAUUUGGAGCUGUCACCCCAAAACAGUUUUAUCGAGAAUAUCGUCAAGAAAUUGGUGAUAAAUAUUUGUGCAGAGUUUUCACAAGUCUCCGCGACGAUUAAAUUGAGCGGUCACACGUCGUCGAUGGGUUUUAAUCAUGUCAAACUCAUGUUGGAGCAAGCACAGAAACAUCGUGGGCCUUCCUACAACUCGUAUUUUUUCAAUUUAUUGCUACUCGAUCGACAUUGGCAGACCGAAUGUCUGAUUGAGUCGUUCUGGUGGAGUUUCAAGGAGUGGAAUCAGGACACCAACGUGUCGAAAAAGAUGCACAUUUGGGGCACUCCGGUUUAUUUUGUUAAAGUGUUGGUACGCGUGUGGACACAUGAGAACUGCGAAAUGGAAGUUGUCUCGUUUCUGGACAUGGUACAGUUGGAGUGGUCUUUGGAAUUGGCCGAUUGUGUGUUGUUAGCCAUAAAAUGCCUGAAACAGUACGGUUUGGAUAAAAAAAAAUCACACAAAGCGAUUUGUAAAGACUCCAGACCCCAAAUCUACGUCAAUGUUGGUAUCAACCACUUCAAUUGUUUCUUCCAAUCGCAAAACACAGAGUAUUUUGUCGUUCAGCUUAACUCAGUUGAUGUUAUCAAAAAUCUGGACUCGUUAAACAUCCAAUUUGAGGAGUUUAAAAUUUUCACGAUUCACAACACCGGUGCUUAUUAUUGUUGCAUCAGGACUGAGGAUAUUUCAAAUUUUAAAGUUUUUGUAAAGCAGGCACAGGUCGAUUCGAAAAAUAACAAAAACACGAUUAGUCUACUUGAUGAAAUCACUGUUUAUUGGUCCACGAAUUUCCACUUGAAAGCUCUGCUUCUGAUAAGGGACAUUAGCGAGUUUCUGGGUGAGCUUCGCGACGAGUUUGGAUUGAAAUUGGCGAAUUCAAGCAGUGAUAAUGUUUAUAAUUGUGCCGUGAUGGGCGUUUUUUCGUUUCAUGUGGAAAUUUCGGAAAAAUAUUCGGGAAAAGUCUCAAUUGAUUCGCUCAACGUGUCGAAAACGCGUUGCGAUUUAACGGUGAAGAACACCACCGCUGUGAUUUCAAUCGACGGCUGUGACAUUUUCACGAUCAAAGGACUUCAUUUGCAUCGAAUCAAAGACAGUCAAUUAAUACGAGAGGAACGCUUAGAUAAUGAAAAUUUCAAAGUCGCUUGGAACAAAACCUGGAGUUUGUCGAUUGAUUUAUUCAAAGCUGUCUUUCCCUACGAACACAAUUACGCCGAUGCUGUACAAAACGAGUUUAUUUCGGUGUUUAAAUGGCUCAAAAUUGUGCAUAAUCACAAGAAGGUGCCAUUCACGAUUCAUAGUCCACUUCCUAGCGAUUUAUUAAUCAACGUGAAAGAGUUUUUAUUUGAAAUGAGCGAUGAUCCAUUUGAGGUCAAAUUAAGAGACAAUUUUGAAUUACUGGAAGAUGAAUACAACGAGAGUUUGAAACGGCAAAAAAUGUUAAAGGAGAAAGUAGCCGAAUUGUGUAAAACUCAUCUGCAUUUACCGGCCGGUAAAGUCGAAGAAUUGUACAAUAAUUUGAAGAAGAAGAACGCUGAAAUUUACAUUCAACGCUCGAAACAAAUGCUGCGAGCAGCGCCCCCUAGAACCCGGCUUUUCGCCUGGAACAUGACCAAUGUUGAGAUUAUGAUUUUAGCCGAUCCGUCGAUUCACGGCACUGAAAACGUGAUAAAAAUUAUGAAAGAGAUUGACGCUGAUAGUCCCUGGCCUGAGGAGCAGCUCGAUUUUACCACUCUUUGGUGUCGAGUCGUUUCCUUGCGUUGCAAAGAGUGGAAAUUCCAGCUUAGGGAUUUCCCCCAGCCGUUGCUCGAUAUUAGACAGUGUUACAUUUGUGGUCAGUUGGUGGGGGCUGAACAAGUGGCACCAAGACGGGCUGUACGCAGCGUUGUGGUUAAUUUGGGCGAACCAUUCGAACCGUUCACAGUCGAACGAGGAAUGCUACCAUUGAAAUUUUACCAUGAUUUUAAUUGCGAAAUUGAGUCGUAUAGUUACGCUUUUGGGCCUUGUUGGGAGCCGGUUAUUGCGCAAUGUAACUUGAGUUUCGAGAAAAUUCUAGCACCAUCGCGUGACCCUUCACCCCCACUGUCUUUCUGGGACAAAAUGCGUCUUUUAUUACAUGGGCGUUUGACCAUGGUUGUGCAACAAUUAACAGUUUUAUUGCACGCGUCUUUGGACCCAUACAAUACCACCGAGGAGAUGGAAUUGACUUGGAGUCAAGUCGUGAUGGAUUGGACCAAUGCCAAAUUUGUGUAUAAAGGCGACUUAAAUAUUUUUGUCCGGACGGCUUCGAAAUACGACGAUUGUCAACUACUCCAUUUGCCCAACUUGAAGUUAAUCCUGGGUAUCCAAUGGGUGUGUUUGGGUGACCCCAACGACCACCAUAAUGUCAUUCAAUGCGCUCCUGAUAAAAUCCCGGAGUAUUCCAGUAACCAAGUCCAUGAUUCUUUCAGGGCUUUUAGGUCGCAAAAUGUGAACCUUAGUAUCGUACUAGAGACAAAACCGGUCACAAACCAAUCAAAUUUCGACUUCCCUAUGCUUUUACUUUAUGGAAGUACAUUGAGGUGGAUUGAAAAUUUAAAAUUGAUUUUAUCCGGAGUGACAAGACCCACGAAAAGAGGCAAAAUUUUUAAUAAUAUCCGUCCGAGAAAAAUCCAACUUAGUCGCCACUACAAAAAAGUUCAUCUCUUAAUGGGGCUUCACAAAUUCCAGGUUUGUUAUUGGAUGUCGUUUGCCAUGCAACGUGGGUGUGAGUUAAUUGGGGGACGAUUAUCGUCCAGUUCCGAACAUAUGUUAUCGUUAGUGCCCAUCGAUGAUGGGCUAACCCAUCGUCCGAAAGCCGAAUGGUCGAUCGUCUACAUGAAUUCAGAACUGAACGAUUCUGAAAUUUGGCUAAAAAGUGCCCUUCAGGAAGAUUCCGAAUUCGAAGCAAUGUCUUUGAGACAACCAGUGGAGAAGUGUUAUUGUCUCUCAGUCGCCAAGGUUUCCUACGGACGUGAAACAGUGAUACCAACCCGCGAACACAACACUUGUGAACGCAACAAAGACACACCAACCCAUCGCUUGGUCGUUUACGACCUACGAGGUGCAUGGACAAAAAGUAAUCGAAAUGUAGCUUUUGCACUUUUCGACACAUUCAUGAAAAAUAAGCAAAUGAAAAAGAAUUUGUCAACGGAAGCGCUCAAAGCUUUCAGGAAGGAUGGUAACACGACGCCGUUGAAACGACGCAACACAGACGCCCCUGGAACACCCCCAAACUCCUCCAUUCAGACUCUCCAAGCCGCGGCGGCGACUCAAGACGCCCACUCCCCAAGCACUAAAUUACAAUCAGGGCACGCUGCGAAUAUGUUACAGCAGUUAAUCGCCGAGGCUGAUAACAAAGCUGUGGUUUAUAGCGAUGAUUUGUCAUCGGUGACUCGUCAACAACACCUCCAGGGCUUACAAGCGUGUCAAGAAGACGACGUCCAGCAUAAAAACUGGCAAAUUGCGCUCGUGAACGCUCAAGUGUUGCUAAAAGGGUGCGAAACGAAAGGUUACGUGAUUUUGAGUGCUGCCAAAGCUGAGAUUAUCCAAAGGAUACAUCGGCCCGUUUGGAAGGACCGGACUCUAGUCUCGAAAACGACGUGGUCUGGAAUUCUGGAAUGUAUGCAGUAUUAUGCCACGGUCAACGCGGGGGAGAAUGACUCCGUCAAUGAGAAUAUAAUGUGGUUGACUGUUGACAACAUCCAAGAGAAGGAAUCGACUAAUAUUUCCGAACCAUCUGAAGUUCCGAAUAUGGUAGGGAGUGGUGUUUCGGUGGGGGCUGUUGUGAGUGAUACAGUCGGCCCUAGCACCUCUCGUCAAUUACAAAGAAUCGUUUCGAGGUGCAAAUGUGAGUUUUUUUACGCCGGUUAUGGUGACAUUAGUGUCGAUCCGGAGGCGGUGGCUGAAGUCCCACCACCGCCACAGGAGGACGUGGGGCCCUGGGAUCGGCGCCAAAACGCCGUCAAUGCCUUCACAUUGAUGCAUUACGACUUGGAUGUGUGCACCAACUCACUCCAAUACGCAAUGUUGCUCGAUAUUGUCAAUAAUUUGUUACUGUAUGUGGAACCACACCGGAAAGAAGCUUUGGAGAAGUUGGCCAGAAUGCGUUUCCAACAACUGUAUAGUCUUGACGACCAGAGGAGGCCCAUUCAAAAUCAACAAACUUUAGUUAGAACGACUUUUAGUAAAUUACGGAGGUUGGAAAAAGAGACGUAUCUUGUGAGUAAGGCUUUGGCCGAAAACCCCAACGAUUUAGAGUUGGUGCAAGAGAUGAAUCGGUUGGAGAAACAAGUCUACGAGUGCAAAAAUCAACUAAAUGCGCAAAGUGAGGAGUUGGAUAUGAUGCUCUCGUGUUACAAAGAGACGCAAUUGUUGACUAAUAGCCGCCUUGCGACUACUAGAAGUGACAAGCCUUUGACUAUAGUCCGCGCCAAUGAAAUCUGUUUCAAGCAUGCGCAGUGGCGACUCACCGAAGCUGACGGACAAAUCGGAAUUGCGGAUUUAGUCUUGAGCAACUUUUUGUACACCAAAAACUCGAAAAAUGAUGAUUCAGUCGAGCAUUUACUCGAAUUGGGUUACUUAAGAAUGACAAACUUGUUACCGAAUGAGAUCUACAAAGAGAUUUUGUGUCCGAGUGAAAUUCAACACGGAAUGCCGAUUGAAUACAAGAAAGUUUUGCGUAUUUUUUGUCGCGAGAAGCCUCCAGUCGGGGGAAUUUCCGUUAAGGAGCAUUUUGAAAUUAAUUUAGUGCCUCUCACAGUCGGUAUGACUAAGAAAUUUUACAGCACAAUGAUGAAAUUUUGCUUCCCUGAACGCGAGAGUGAAAAUGCUGAUUAUUCCGAUAGGGUGAGCGACGACGGUAACGAACCUAAGAAAAAAUCCAAAGCGCAGAAACGUAACCGGGAUUCGAAUUUCUACGUGUUGAUCGACGAUGUGGAAAAAAUGAAAGAACGGGCUGAGAAAAACAAACUUUUUGUGUAUAUCAAAAUCCCUGAAGUGCCAGUUAAAGUCAGUUACAAGGGGAAUAAAGAGAAGAAUCUCGAAGAUUUGCGAGACGUGUCUCUUGUGAUUCCCACUUUGGAGUAUCAUAAUAUGACUUGGACGUGGCUAGAUUUCCUGAUGGCAAUUAGAAACGACACGAAACGUGUGAUAUUCUCCCAAGCAAUCAAACAAAAAUUGCAAAUCAAACGAAAUACCGGGUCAUUGGAUGAAAGUUCCUCGCCCCAAGAAGAAGACAAAGCAAGGAUGUUGUUUGGUGCAAGACAUGCACCGGAAAAUAAAAGUAUUAGGAAGGGGGUUGGUGGGGUGUUCAAGUUUGGCAAAUGACGAAAAUUGAAUAAAUUUUAGUUUUUAUGUAAAUUAUUCUAUUUAUGCGUAAGUGUGCUUCGCAAAUAUAUUUAUUUUGUUUGUUAUA